Branchiostoma belcheri (Belcher's lancelet) is the source of this 2077-nucleotide messenger RNA. RefSeq names its product bifunctional arginine demethylase and lysyl-hydroxylase JMJD6-like. The record is from RefSeq and is a predicted model, not a curated record. The transcript has 4 exons. Lineage: Eukaryota; Metazoa; Chordata; Leptocardii; Amphioxiformes; Branchiostomatidae. Bases 20 to 1036 code for a protein of 338 amino acids.
UAAUAUCAACUAGGCCAAGAUGGCGACCAGGAAGUCACGAAAAGACGACGCUGCGCCAACUGAGGAGAGAAACGUGGAAAAUCUCGUUCAAGAGUUCAUAAAACUGAAACAAGAUGCCAAGAAAAAAGGACUGAAGAACGCGGAGGUCCGCGAGAUAUUUCUGGGGAGGAGGAAACCCUCGAAACGGGCGGCCACAUGGGUGGUUCGUGUGGUUGUCGGGAUUCUGUUUCCCUGUCUCCUCGCAGUGGGGCUACAGUUGCACCAAAACGACUUCGACCUGGAAAACCUGAUGGAGAGCCUGACGUCGUCCCCGUGUGCCGUCGAAUUCCCCACACUUCUGGAUGAGAUGACCAGGCCGAUCGCUGACUGCAGCAUGUGCAAAGGUAUUCGUUCCGCCCCUGUUUUGGAGAACAUUUCGAAAGAAGACUUCCUGCAAAAGUACGCCUACUCUGGUGUCCCUUUGCUGGUUAAAGGUGCAACCAAGUCGUGGACCGCCAUGGAAGCCUUCAGUUACGAGUUCCUCAAGGACCUGUACGAAGGAACGGAAGGGGCACUGGACGCGGUGAACGAUGACUGUCAGUUCUUCCCGUACAACACUGACUUUGGAUCUCUGGAGGAGGCCUUCAACAUGUCUGAUGCCCGGUCGGAGCUGAGAGAGGGGGAGGAGUCCUGGUACUUCGGAUGGAGCAACUGUGACCAGACUGUAGCGUCAGCCCUGAGGAAGCACUACCAGAAGCCAUACUUCCUACCUGAUGACUCGGAGUCCAGUAUUACUGACUGGCUGUUCAUGGGCUGGUCUGGUGUGGGAGCUAGUAUACAUAUUGACCAUGUGGACCGGCCGUCCUGGCAGGCCAUGAUCCUGGGGAGUAAGACCUGGACCCUGAUCCCCCCUCCUGAGUGUGAGGAUGUCUGUUACACCUUCAACAUCACCCUCAACCAGGGAGACAUCAUUAUAGUGGACACAAACCAGUGGUUCCACAGCACCUACAUCCACCCAGGACAGCUCAGCCUCACCAUUGGCUCUGAGUAUGAUUGAAUCACAGACCACAACCAAUCAGGGUCUGCGAAUAGCAGCAACUCCUGGUAGGCAGAUUAUCAAAACAAUCCAUUACAUUCAUCAAUUCAGCUAUUUUGUGUGGUUCAUUUUUACAGUGAAAAUGAUAUGGCUUGGAAUUGGUUCUGCAACAGGUUGUUACAGCUAUUGGGGGGGGGGGGAUAAAUGAGAUGAAAGUAGACUGCUUUUAGGAGCGUUAAAAUAUUGUACUACCUUGCUUCUCUUAAAAGAUUAUGUCAUUGAGUGAAAAUUCUUUGACUAUAUUUCUGUGCAAUUUCUAGAAAAAAGACUAAGAUAAUUCAUAAAUGAUAUUUUUGGCCAAGGCCUGUUGUCACUGAUAUUUUGAAUGAUGGAAAUAUCUCCUUGAUGCGUAAGAUUUAAUGGGGGACAGGGGGAGUACACGUGCAGUAGCAGUGACACGAUGUCGAUCUUUUAAAUCAAAUUUUAAAACCGUGUUGCUAUGACAGCACAACAUUAUUCACUUACAGUUUUACUAGAAAAUAGAACCUUAAAUAUUAUAUGCUGCUUUGUAUAAGUUUUACAUGGUGUCUGCCAGGUUUUAUCUAAGGUUCUGGUACCAUAUAGCAAAUGACAAUGAUGAGGAUGAUGAUAGAAUCAUGGCAAUUACUUACUAGCAUAAUGCAAAAUUGUAAUGGUGGGGUGACAGGUUUUAAAAGCAAAAUGACAUGGAUAUGAUUUUAUACAGAAAUGAUGUUGUGAUUAAGUCUGCAGUAUGAUAGUGAAGGCUAUUACUUUGUAGUGAGUACAUCAUUUUCUUUUUUGGCUAUAACUGUAACCGGAAAAAAGAUAGGGCUCUUUUUUUUUGCUCUUAUCAUCAUGCAACUUGUGUGCUUUUGUGAAAACUGCUGCUACUAUGUCUGGCAUCUGAACAGAAUAUUUUUUCACUUUUACAACUGAAAUGGGAAAUAUUUCUUAAGAGGAUCUAUAUAUUGUUUUAAAGGAAACCAGGAUGGAAUUUAUAUGUAGUUGGAAGGAGCUUAUUAAAGUUUAUAAGAAAAGCAA